CCUGCCUCCGCGAAAGCAGUCCGUCGGGUCAGCAGUGAGGUUAUUCCCUAGCCCUUUCUAAACAUUUGACAAUAGUAAUCGAUUGAAAUAUACGACGGGAACCAUAUAAGACCACCGUAAGGUUUGUGGCACGUGGGGCUUUAUUUAACGUCAGCAGAACACGGUGGUAACAGCAGAGAAUGACGAACGGUUCAAAGAGGAAAGAAGAAGUUAAUCUCGCCAAUGGGGGUGUAAAGCAGUCCACGUGGGUCAAAGUCUUCAACAGUACCGCUCUAUGGGAAGAGAAGGUUGGUUUAGCUCAUCUGAUUAUAACUAUAUGGUGGUUUUUAAUGUUUAUUUGAAACUAAGUUGGAUAUUUUGCAGUUUCAAAUUGGUUCCCCUCGCCUGAUUAGCCAGACGGCUACCUAGCAUGCUAACGCGGAGCUAACCACUUCGCUUGCUGGUUGUUAACGGGAUCGGGUAUCAACCUCUCGUCAGGAACACACAAAAAGUACUUCCGGGUCUUCUUCUUCUUCAAUGAGGUAGGCAUCCAAUUUGUUGCAUUACCGCUACCUACUAGACUGGAGUACAACUCCCUUUUCUUUUCCUUGAAAAAUAAAAUAAAACAAAGCAAAGAAAUACCCUACCAUCUAACACUACACACACAAAUUCAAAACUAUUGCUAAUAAUUAACCCCACCCUUCUCCACUAUUUAAAUAUACUCACUCCUACCUCAUGCCCUCAACCUGAAAUGAUGGGACAUCACCACUUAACACUCUUUGUAACUCUUCUGCUGUCAAGUCUCGCACACCCAAAUAUCUCUCUGCAGCUGCAGCUGCCACCACAACCUCAGUUUUCUUUGACUUACGUUCCAUCCCUGCAGUACAAUUAAUAACCAUUGCUAUAAACACUAAAAAUCCAAUCUUACUGAAACAUAUAUAACUUGCUUGCCUAUCCCACUGUACUGGUACCUAUCUCCUACUCUCACCACUCCCCCCCCUUGACCGCUCUUCCUCUACUUUCUUCACCGCCUCCGCAUAUGACAAUUUCUUCUCUACUCUUACCCUGGAAACCCCAACCUGCUUCUCUCGCACUGGACAUGUCUGAUCCCUAGCUCCAUGGCCACCCCUACAAUUAGCACAUACCACCACUUUCCCCACUGCUUCACACUCCUUUGUCUCAUGCCCUUCUGCACACUUCUCACACCUUGGAAUCUCCCUCCUACAUACUGCUGCCACAUGCCCAUAAGUUUGACACCUGUAAUAUCGUAAUGUACUCGGCACAUAAGCUCGCACAGGAUAACUUAUAUGUCCUAAUUUCACUUUGUCAGGCAAAGACUCAACUUCAAAACUCAAAAGAACAGACAAUGACUCUUCUGUUUCCCCACUCUCGCCACCCUGUUUGCGUCGCACCAAACGACGAGCAUCACACACACCGGGAAUCUUCUCCUUCAGUUGAUCCACUUUUACAUUUACUGCUACCCCAGUAAUCACUCCUUUCAAUGGCGCCCUUUUCUUGAGAGCGAAACAAUUCACAAUUCUUUCCUCCAUUUGUUUAACUCUGAGCGCCUUCUCCCUCUGCCCAACAGAAACAUAAAUAAUUAUCACUAGACCACUUCUGGUUACCCUCACCGAUUCCACUAUACCCAACGCUUUUUUCACCCUUGUUGAAACCACAAAUGGAUCAGCCAAAAGGCAAGGAUCCAGUUUUUCCACAAACUUCACUCCUACUGUCACAGACUCAUCUUUAUCCUUACCCUCUGUGCAAGCUUCUGGCUCCGAGCACUUCACCACACCUACCACCUCCGAUACUUCACCCUCAUUCACUUCCAUUUCUCCUCCUGUCUUCAGCUCACUUUGCUUACAUUUCCUACCACUCUUCUUUAACAAACCUUCUCCCUUUUUCCCGCCAUUUUUUUCAGACUCAAACUCAGUCUUCCUCCCUCUCUCUCUUAGACCUCCUCUGCCUCUCUUUUCCCUCCAUUCAUCCAAGUAUACGUCUCCUUAUGCAUUUCUCCUAACCACCAUCGGUUUCUUGCCUUCUCAAAGGACUCCAUUUUCCCCGUCCUUUCCCUUCCGGCGUCUAUUCUAUCCUCUGGACUUGUGUCGACAUCUUGGCCUGCGUCUUCCAUCGCCCCUUCCACGUGAGCAUACGCCGAUUUCCCAAAAAAACCUACCGAGGGGCACUGUUUUGCUCACUCGGAUGCUUUCUCCUGUGAGACACAUCAUCGUACUUCCGGGUCACGGAAUUUCGGCUAUUAUCAAAAGAAGUCCCCCACGUAAAAGUACAAAAGUGUCAAUAACCUCUAUUUAUUCAUGAUAUGAAAAAUAAUUUUCUAAACAUGAACAAUGAUUCAUGUUUGUUCAUAUUUAAGUGACAUUUGCAUUAAGUUUGAGUUUUGAAACGUUCCAAGGUCAAAUUCCCCCAAUGCAAAUCACUGUAAAUGAAAUAAUUUACAUAUUGGUUUAUAGAGCAAAAACUAUUCUAGAUGCUGCAGUAAAAGUAUUGUAGGGAAUAGUCAGUAGGGUCUGUAGUAUGUAUAUAUGCUGUUAUUUCAUGGGCCACUGAAUUAUAUGGGGUGUUGCUGUCCUUUAACUCAAAUUCCAUUGACCACAAUGCAAAUCACUGUAUAUGGAUUACAGUCACUUUGCUACCAGUCACUUUCUCCUCCUCCACUGCCUACAUGUACAUAUCUACCUUAACCACUCCAGUAUCCCUGCACAUUGUACAUUUGGUACUGGCACAGACCCUGUAAAUAGCUUACUUUCUUUCUCGUGUGUAAAAGAAAAAAAAUCUACUUUACAAUAUUUGAUAUUGAAUACUGCAUUGUUGGGAAAGAUCUAGCAAAUAAGCAUUUCACUGUACUUGUACAUGUGACAAUAACACUUGAAACUUAUUUGAAACUUCUGUGUAACUGUUGAUGAUCAAUUUGAUGAAUUACCUUCAUUGUGAUAUUUGUUAUGAAUAAAGUAUGCUUUUUUUGACCAAAUGUACUUGCAUCUCUCUUGACUUUUUCAAUAAACAUAUUGUAUGUUGUAUUUUUUACAAAGUGUCCACCAAAAGGAAGAUUAUAUAAUAUUUGUAUUUUACAUGAUAAGGUAUUUUGCUAUGACAAUAUAUGCGUCCUAUGACACUGUACUAUAUUGAACCGUAUAGUGUCCAGUCACCCUGUUUUAAGCUGUUCGACCACAGUAAAAGUCCAGCAACCCUUCCUAUGACUUAGCUUUUUGUUAAAACUCAACCUACUGAGUCAUUUCCACCCCAUUUUAGCUGAGACGGGUAGUAGACAGUCCAAUUCAGUGUAUUGCAUUGGGGGCUAUGGGGGGGGGGGGCGGAGUAAAAAGCCAGAAACAGUCCGUACGAAACAAUCCCUCUCCAAAACGAAACAUAUUUGGUUAGUAGAGUCCCUAAUGAGUCUUUUCUACCUCACCUUAGCUGAAACAGGUAGCACACCUUUUCCUCUACAGUCAAAUAUGUAUUCCAUAUACAGUGUACUGCAUUGUUCUGUUGCAUGGGUAAAUUGUCACAAACUCUGAAUGACCAAAUAAUUAGUAUUUAUUAGCAACAGUACGACAAAUGCUGGGCACAGCACAUAGCGUUAUGGUUUCACAGAACUAGGAUAAGGCACGAGGCUAUAAGCCACUAGGCUAUAUAAUCAUCCAGGAAUACAUCUCAAGCGAACUGGAAAUACAUUAAAACCGUGAUAGGAUCUGUAAGAACCAAUAAACACUUUUAAGCAUCAGCCAUAUACAUAACAUACAGUGGGCAAAAAAAGUAUUUAGUCAGCCACCAAUUGUGCAAGUUCUCCCACUUAAAAAGAUGAGAGAGGCCUGUAAUUUUCAUCAUAGGUACACGUCAACUAUGACAGACAAAUUGAGGAAAUUUUUUCCAGAAAAUCAAAUUGUAGGAUUUUUUAUGAAUUUAUUUGCAAAUUAUGGUGGAAAAUAAGUAUUUGGUCACCUACAAACAAGCAAGAUUUCUGGCUCUCACAGACCUGUAACUUCUUCUUUAAGAGGCUCCUCUGUCCUCCACUCGUUACCUGUAUUAAUGGCACCUGUUUGAACUUGUUAUCAGUAUAAAAGACACCUGUCCACAACCUCAAACAGUCACACUCCAAACUUCACAAUUGCCAAGACCAAAGAGCUGUCAAAGGACACCAAAAACAAAAUUGUAGACCUGCACCAGGCUGGGAAGACUGAAUCUGCAAUAGGUAAGCAGCUUGGUUUGAAGAAAUCAACUGUGGGAGCAAUUAUUAGGAAAUGGAAGACAUACAAGACCACUGAUAAUCUCCCUCGAUCUGGGGCUCCACGCAAGAUCUCACCCCGUGGGGUCAAAAUGAUCACAAGAACGGUGAGCAAAAAUCCCAGAACCACACGGGGGGACCUAGUGAAUGACCUGCAGAGAGCUGGGACCAAAGUAACAAAGCCAACCAUCAGUAACACACUACGCCGCCAGGGACUCAAAUCCUGCAGUGCGAGACGUGUCCCCCUGCUUAAGCCAGUACAUGUCCAGGCCCGUCUGAAGUGCAUUUGGAUGAUCCAGAAGAGGAUUGGGAGAAUGUCAUAUGGUCAGAUGAAACCAAAAUAUAACUUUUUGGUAAAAACUCAACUCGUCAUGUUUGGAGGACAAAGAAUGCUGAGUUGCAUCCAAAGAACACCAUACCUACUGUGAAGCAUGGGGUUGGAAACAUCAUGCUUUGGGGCUGUUUUUCUGCAAAGGGACCAGGACGACUGAUCCGUGUAAAGGAAAGAAUGAAUGGGGCCAUGUAUCGUGAGAUUUUGAGUGAAACCCUCCUUCCAUCAGCAAGGGCAUUGAAGAUGAAACGUGGCUGGGUCUUUCAGCAUGACAAUGAUCCCAAACACACCGCCCGGGCAACGAAGGAGUGGCUUCGUAAGAAGCAUUUCAAGGUCCUGGAGUGGCCUAGCCAGUCUCCAGAUCUCAACCCCAUAGAAAAUCUUUGGAGGGAGUUGAAAGUCUGUGUUGCCCAGCGACAGCCCCAAAACAUCACUGCUCUAGAGGAGAUCUGCAUGGAGGAAUGGGCCAAAAUACCAGCAACAGUGUGUGAAAACCUUGUGAAGACUUACAGAAAACGUUUGACCUGUGUCAUUGCCAACAAAGGGUAUAUAACAAAGUAUUGAGAAACUUUUGUUAUUGACCAAAUACUUAUUUUCCACCAUAAUUUGCAAAUAAAUUCAUAAAAAAUCCUACAAUGUGAUUUUCAGGAAAAAAUUUUCUCAUUUUGUCUGUCAUAGUUGACGUGUACCUAUGAUGAAAAUUACAGGCCUCUCUCAUCUUUUUAAGUGGGAGAACUUGCACAAUUGGUGGCUGACUAAAUACUUUUUUUCCCCACUGUACAUCUUAAAAACAGCCAUUUCUCAAUGCGCUACACCUUAUUCUUUAUAUUAUAUAAAAUAGUAAUUAUCUUUAGUUUCGAUUUUUCCUUGAUGUAGUUAUAAUUUAGUAUCAAUUUUAACAUGCACUAUGACUAUGCAAAGCUUAAAAAAUAUAUUGAUUUCGUAUCAUACACAGCUUUUUACUGCAGACUUCUAUUUUGAAGUCAACAUAAAAAAAAAAAACGGUAGUCAAUGUUGCUGCCAGGACGCUAAUUCUACUGCAAUGAUGCUAAUGGUACGGGUAAUGUCGGGGUCAGCUAGGCUCGGGACAUGGCUGGGGGAUCUGAUUGCCCUCUCUCUCAAGUGCCAACGAUAGUUGUGACUCCUAUGAUAUUGUAUUUUCCCAAGUGUCUCAGUGUCAAGAUAAGGGUUGUGUCGUGGCCUUUGCUACAGUCAAGAUUAACGCUAAUACAUCAGACCCUUUGAUCUUUGAGUAGGCAUUAGUUUCACCCCUCCUCAGUGACUGAAUUCAAGAGUAGUCAACAGCAAGGUUAGCACAGUAGCUGUCAGCUCUCAAGCUUACCAUAUAGCUCCAGUGUUUACACUACACUCGUAGCUACGGCUACUAUCUGCAGGAGAUACAUAUAGGAUACUGUAUCAAUAUGAUUGCAUGUUAUUCAUUUGUAUGAUAUUGCUUGUUCUUGUUUGAAACAACUUAUUAAUGUUUCUCCUUUCCUUCUUCUUACUCUCCAGGAUGAGUUUUUAGAUGUGAUCUACUGGAUUCGGCAGAUCAUCGCUGUCAUCCUUGGAGUAAUAUGGGGCGUUGCACCACUAAAAGUCUUCCUUGAAGUAGCCAUGUAAGUAUCAUCUAGAAUCCAUGAUCAAAAUGCCUGCACUCUUUUUGCACUCAAUGUGGGCCUGCAGGACCAGCAGAGAACACUGGUUUGACACAUCUCUCCACGAUAUGUCCCCUUGACGCAAUAACCUAUUGCAGUGUUACUCUUCUUAUUUUACAACAACAUUUAUUUUACAACAUAAACAUAUUUUGAGUCUAGCUUCCCUCUCUUGUUCCCUUCCUGGUUGUUUCCAAACAACAGAAACGAUGCCCUAACUUCAAUGACUCCAUCUCAGUCUAACACUACCACCUCGUCCUCCAGAUUCUGUGUCAUCAAUGCGGGGGUCCUGUAUAUGUACUUCAGUAGCUUUCAGCAGGUGGACGAGGACGAGUAUGGUGGAAUGUGGGAGCUCACCAAAGAAGGUUUCAUGACAUCCUUUGCAUUAUUCCAGGUACGCACACAAUAGUUUGUUAAACCUCUGUGGAACUGAUGAUGCAGGCAUCAUAUGUACAGUGCAUUCGGAAAGUAUUCAGACCCCUUGACUUUUUCCACAUUUUGUUACGUUACAGCCUUAUUCUAAAAUGGAUUAAAUAUUAUUUUCUCAUCAAUCUACACACGGUACCCCAUAAUAACAAAGUGAAAUGUUUUUUUUUGUUCAUUUGUUGCUAAUUUAUAAAAAUAUAUCAAACGGAUACCUUAUUUACAUAAGUAUUCAAACCCUUUGCUAUGAAACUCGAAAUUCAAAUCAAAUCAAAUCAAUUUUAUUGGCCACAUGCGCCGAAUACAACAGGUGCAGACAUUACAGUGAAAUGCUUACUUACAGCCCUUAACCAACAGUGCAUUUAUUGUUAAUAAAAAAGUAAAAUAAAACAACAACAAAAAAGUGUUGAGAAAAAAGAGCAGAAGUAAAAUAAAAUAACAGUAGGGAGGCUAUAUAUACAGGGGGGUACCGGUGCAGAGUCAAUGUGCGUGGGCACCGGCUAGUAGAGGUAGUUGAAGUAAUAUGUACAUGUGGAAAUUGAGCUCAGGUGCAUCUUGUUUCCAUUGAUCAUCCUUGAGAUGUUUCUACCACUUGAUUGGAGUACACCUGUGGUAAAUUCAAUUGAUUGGACAUGAUUUGGAAAGGCACACACCUGUCUAUAUAAGGUCCCACAGUUGACAGUGCAUGUCAGAGCAAAAACCAAGCCAUGAGGUCGAGACAGGAUUGUGUCGAGGCACAGAUCUGGGGAAGGGUACCAAAACAUUUCUGCAGCAUUGAAGGUCCUCAAGAACACAGUGGCCUCCAUCAUUCUUAAAUGGAAGAAGUUUGGAACCACCAAGACUCUUCCUAGAGAUGGCCGCCCGGCCAAACUAAGCAAUCGGAGAGAAGGGCCUUGGUCAGGGAGGUGACCAUGAAUCCGAUAGUCCCACUGACAGAGCUCCAGAGUUCCUCUGUGCAGAUGGGAGAACCUUCCAGAAAGACAACCAUCUCUGCAGCACUCCACCAGUCAGGCCUUUAUGGUAGAGUGGCCAGAUGGAAGCCACUCCUCAGUAAAAGGCACAUGACAGCCCGCUUGGAGUUUGUCAAAAGGCACCUAAAGGACUCUCAGACCAUGAGAAACAAGAUUCUCUGGUCUGAUGAAACCAAGAUUGAACUCUUUGGCCUGAAUGGCAAGUGUCAGGUCUGGAGGAAACCUGGCACCAUCCCUACGGUGAAGCGUGGUGGUGGCAGCAUCAUGCUGUGGGGAUGUUCUUCAGCGGCAGGGACUGGGAGACUAGUCAGGAUCGAGGGAAAGAUGAACGGAGCAAAGUACAGGGAGAUCCUUGAUGAGAACCUGCUCCAGAGCCCUCAGGACCUCAGACUGGGCUGAAGGUUUACCUUCCAACAGGACAACGACCCUAAGCACACAGCCAAGACAAUGCAGAAGUGGCUUCGGGACAAGUCUCUGAAUGUCCUUCAGUGGCCCAGCCAGAGCCCGGACUUGAACCCGAUCGAACAUCUUUGGAGAGACCUGAAAAUAGCUGUGCAGCGACGCUCCGCAUCCAACCUGACAGAGCUUGAGAGGAUCUGCAGAGAAGAAUGGGAGAAACUCCCCAAAUACAGGUGUGCCAAGCUUGUAGCGUCAUACCCAAGAACACUCGAGGCUGUAAUCGCUGCCAAAGGUGCUUCAACAAAGUACUGAUUAAAGGGUCUGAAUACUUAUGUAAAUGUAAUAUUUCAUUUUAUUUUUUAUUUUAUACAUUUGUAAACAUUUAAAAAAACCUGUUUUUACUUUGUCAUUAUGGGGUAUUGUGUGUAAAUUGAUAAGGAAAAAAACAAUUUAAUCCAUUUUAGAAUAAGGUUGUAACGUAACAAAAUGUGGAAAAAGUCAAUGGGUCUGAAUACUUAACCAAAUGCACUGUAUUUUGUAGUCAGUGGAAAGUUUUUGCAUGCUUUUGUUCCAGGUUAGCAGCAGCACUAACACAUCUGAAAUAACAGCGUUAUGUGAUGCUCUAUUAAGAGUUUGUUUAUUUUGUUUAGUUUCAUGUGAACUUUUUUGCAUGGUUUCGGUACGCUUGUGCGGUUCUAAGAAUUGAACAAAAACACUUUGUUUUCAUAAGUACUGAAAAUAGCCAAUAGUCUCUCAAGAUCUGAAUCAGAUGCUGAUGCCUUAUGUGAAAAUGUCCUUUAUCCAUGGCUAACCCUCUCUGUCUACUUCUAGGUGGUGUGGAUAAUAUUUGACACAGCACUACCUUAUGACUGAAGACCUGAGGGGAAUCCAAUCUAUUGGAGACAAAAUAUGAACAUUUCAGUUGAAGUAAAAAUGUCAAGACAUGAAGCGCAUAGAAACUCCAUGGUUU
Molecule: messenger RNA, 8968 nt
Organism: Coregonus sp. 'balchen'
Lineage: Eukaryota; Metazoa; Chordata; Actinopteri; Salmoniformes; Salmonidae
Source: the annotation of a GenBank genome assembly